Messenger RNA from Diachasma alloeum, 1842 nucleotides. Its product is annotated as metaxin-2. Gene Ontology annotation, cellular component: SAM complex. Gene Ontology annotation, biological process: mitochondrion organization. The coding region runs from base 164 to 1084 and encodes 306 amino acids. The transcript has 4 exons. The record is from RefSeq and is a predicted model, not a curated record. NCBI's taxonomy places the organism in Eukaryota, Metazoa, Arthropoda, Insecta, Hymenoptera, Braconidae.
GAAGUCGGGAAGAGUGGACAUUCGGCGGUUUACUUUAUUAGUCCUUCGUGCACGCAUUUAGCCUCAGAUAUCAAUUCUUCCGGAUAAAAACACAUGUAUAAAAGUUUGUUAUUACUUUACAAGAGAGAAAUUUAGCGAUAUUUUUUGGGAUUGAUGAGAUAAUAUGCCGGAACCGUUGUUGACAGAGGUCAUGGAGUUGGAGCUGGGAGCCCAGGAGCCAUGGCCCCAGCCCAUAAAACUGUACCAGCCCUACGAAGUCGAGCAAAUUCUCCUCCCAGACAAUGCCAACUGUCUGGCAGUCCAGGCAUUCCUCCACAUGUUGAACCUAGAGUACCAAAUAGAGCCCAGAAAAAACGCUGAGUACAUGUCCCCCUCGGGUCGAGUGCCUUUCAUCCAGUGUGGAGCGUUUGUUGUCUCUGACUUUGAUAAUAUAGUAUCAUUCGUGGGGAACAAAGGGGCCAGGCUCUCCCAGGACUUGGAUGACACUGAAAAAACAGACAUGAGGGCUUACAUAUCACUCGUUAAUAAUGGUCUUGCUAAUGCUGAGCAGUACAUAUGCUGGGUGGACCCAGCAACUCUCGAGGAUGUCACUAAACCUAGGCAUGGCUCGGUGUAUCCCUGGCCUUUAAAUCAUAUUCUCAACUGGCAAAAACAGAGACAAAUUACGAAAAAAUUAAAGGUCCUGGGCUUAUACAAUAAAAGUCUUGAGGAAAUUUAUCAGGAUGUGAAAAUGUGCUGUACUGCAUUAUCUGAGAGACUCGAUGGGAAGCCCUAUUUUUAUGGAAACAAAGGACCUAAAGAACUUGAUGCUCUAGUAUUUGGUCAUCUCUUUACAAUUUUAACAACACCACUCCCAGCAAAGAGGCUGGCUGAGAUUGUCAAGGAGUUUCCAGAUCUGGUUGAUCUUUGUAAAAGAAUCGAGAAGAGCUUUUUUUCCUUACGUACUAUUGAGAACGAGGCUACUAACAGGACAAAUCGAGAGCGAGUGCGUAGUGAGGACUGCUUGGACAGUUUGAUUGACAAUCAUUGUGCUAGAGUUAAUAGAAAACAAAAAUCGGGAUUUUUUUACUUUCCUGUUCUGUGAUUGAUAAUUUUCAAUCGUUCAUUAUUUAUUUAUUUAUUUAUUUUUACAAAAUUUUUUUGUGCAUGCAUCAUGCAUUUGAAAUUAUAAUUGGAUUGUCAAGUGGUAAAUUCAUGAGUAAAUUGGGAAUUUUCGUUAAUUUCUUACUAAUCGCAGGGAUGAAUGAGUUUAGAGGAAAAAAAUCUAGAAAUAAUGUCGUACAUUUUCCUCUAGAAUGACUCGUCAUCGAGAUUAUUCGAUAUUUAACUCAAGGGUUGGUAAAAAAUGUCAGUUUUGCUGCAUUUUAUCAGUUCAUUACACCAAAUUAUCAAUCCAAUUACAAAGUGUAAUUGCAAGUUGAAGAGUGAAUUUUGUCAUCGAAUGAAUGACGUGUGAACGUAAAAAAAAUCAGAAAUUUGGAAGGGUCAAUUGGAUCACGAAUAGAACUAAAAAAAACUGCCCUUUGUAUUUUUUUUUACAUUUCAUAUAUGUAUUUAUUAUGAUAGAUUUCUAGGUACAUACUGUGUAAUGAAUAUCGACUCAACUAAUAAUUAUUCAGUGAAAAAUUAAAGUUUGUGCGAUAAAACCAAUUAAAAAAACUAAUUGUAAGACUGAUACAAUAAUAUUUGUAAAAACAUCAACAUGUUCUGCCUUUGAUAUUCUCCAUGGGAUUUUAAAUUGAAAGUAAUCACAUUUCUUUUGAAAUACUCAACUGUACGAGUAAUGUAACAAUUCAUUCAUACCUUACGUUUAACAAUAGUGAUUAAAUCAUCAUCUUGAGA